UCUCAUUUAUUUAUUUAUUUACUUAUUUAUUUGUUUAUUUGUUUAUUUAUUUAUUAUUUAUUUGUUUAUUUGUUUAUUUAUUCAUUCAUUCAUUUGCUUGUUUAUUUCUUUUUCUUCCCUUCUUUCUUUAUUUAUUCGUUUAUAUAUUUGCUUAUUUAUUUGCUUAUUUGUUUAUUUAUUUAUAUAUUUACUUAUUCAUUUGCUUAUUUGUCUACCGAUUUAUUUGUUUACCCGUUUAUUUAUUUAUAUAUUUGGUUAUUUAUUUGUUUAUUUAUUUACCCAGUUACUUAUUUAUCUGUUUAUUUUUUGUCUAUUCAUUUAUUUACCAUUCAUUUAUCUAUUUGUUUAUUUAUUUAUUUAAUCGUUUUGUUAUCUUUUUAAUUUAUCCAUUUAUUCAUUCAUACGUUUCUUUGUUUAUUUAUUUAUUUUAUUAUUCAUUCAUUCAUCUCUCUAUUUAUUUAUUCGUCUAUUUCUUUGUUUAUUUAUUCGUCCAUUUAUUUAUCUGUUUAUUUAUUUAUUAGAUUAAUUAAUUUGUUUAUUUGUUUGUUCAUUUAUUUAUUCAUCCAUUUAUCAAUUUAUUUGUUUAUCCAUUCAUUUAUUUAUUUGCCUAAUUUUAUCUGCUUACUUCAUUU
Messenger RNA from Loa loa (African eye worm), 632 nucleotides. RefSeq lists its product as hypothetical. Lineage: Eukaryota; Metazoa; Nematoda; Chromadorea; Rhabditida; Onchocercidae. The transcript has a single exon. The annotation marks the transcript as partial. The record is from RefSeq and is a predicted model, not a curated record.